AUGGGCCAGUAUCUUUGCCCCGACCGCUGCUGCGUCGUCUUGAGCUUGGACCUCUUCGUGGGCCGGUACUUGGGUCUCUGGUACUCACCUGAGCAUGUGUCCGUCCUGAACUUCCUGUCGCCUACCCUGAAUGUCGACAGGGACUUGAAGCUGCCCGACGACGUGCUGCUUAACAUCCUGGAGAGGGUGGGCACCCUCGACGCCGUCAGAACAUGCGUCGCCUCCAAGCAAACGAUCAAGCUCCUCACCAUGCUCUCGCAGAUCGUCAUCGUCCUCAGCGCCCCCGAACUGGUUCGAAAGAAUGGAGUCGUGGCCGACGUGACCGAGAGGAUCCUUACCGCGGGGUCUCCGCAGAUCCCCAUCCGAAACCUGAAGCUCAAGUUCAUCAUGAGAGGUGACGACCACCUCAAGAUCGGAAGAUCUGUCGCCCUUGCCAUGGCGAGACAUAAGGUUGAAGCGGCAGAGUUCCAGAUCCUGACCAACAAGUAUUCUAAUGAUUGCCGUCGGGACGAUCUGCUCAAUUUUGCUAAGCAGUUCAAUACUUUUUUUGGUGAGUGUCCUGAUGCAUUUGGUGGUCUCACACGGUUGCAUCUGCAAAAUAUGAGGUUUGGUGAAUCAGACAUACCAAACAUCCUGAGCACUUGCAAGCAGCUAGAGUCGUUGUGUUUCAUCUUCUGUGAUUCAGGAGCCUAUUCGAUGCUGCAAGUAAAACACGAUCGACUGGUUGAGCUUGACAUCACCAGUGGGCAUUUCCGUACAGUAGAGCUCAACUAUCUGCCAAAGCUUCAACGGAUGAGCUAUAGUAAAUGGCAUUAUACUCUGAAUCCGUUGGUUCUUGGUUUUGUUCCUCGGCUUUCGAAUCUAAGUCUAGCUAACGAAUAUGUUAAUACGGACAGUACCAUCAAGAUAAGCCAAGUGCUUGUAAAUGUCCCCUUGAUAAGUGUCUUGCAUCUGGAUUUUCAAAGUGAAGAGGUUUGGCUUCACCAAGAACCUGGGAAGUUACUUGCGCCUCUGCUUGACAAACUACGGUUUGUGCAUCUAGACAAUAUUCCCAAAAAUUGUGGUAUCGCUUGGACAUUAUCCUUUCUUGAAGCUGCACCAUCCCUAGAGGAGCUUUGUAUCACAGUAUCGGAUCAUAAGUGUCACGGGGGUCCACGACAUAAUUACUCCAAAGAAAUGGAUAUGAAGUGGGACCCAUCAGAUUUAAAGCACAAGAAUCUGGCCAAGCUAACCAUCCACGGCUUUGAGUCUGAUGACAACUUUACGAGAUACGUCAGGUGCGUCAUGAAAAUAGCGGUGAACAUCCGGGAGGUAUCUCUACAUGACAGGAAGGUGUGCAAGACAUGCACCAACGCAUAUAGGCAAGCCAAAGUUUGUCCUUCGAUAUAUCCACAAACCAACAAGGAGAAGGGUCCUUCGAGAUAUCCACAAACUAGCAAGGAGAAGGACUUGUUAAGUAAGAAGAUUAUGGAGACGGUGGUAGCUUCUCCGGCAACGAUUCGAUUCAGGCCCUCCUGCUAUUAUCCACCUUCAGUCAUAGAGUAUAUGUAA
This is a messenger RNA of Lolium rigidum, 1551 nucleotides long. RefSeq lists its product as uncharacterized. Bases 1 to 1551 code for a protein of 516 amino acids. Gene Ontology annotation, molecular function: protein binding. The record is from RefSeq and is a predicted model, not a curated record. The transcript is spliced from 3 exons. Lineage: Eukaryota; Viridiplantae; Streptophyta; Magnoliopsida; Poales; Poaceae.